Messenger RNA from Spodoptera litura, 5461 nucleotides. RefSeq names its product TLD domain-containing protein mustard (gene mtd). Gene Ontology annotation, biological process: response to oxidative stress. NCBI's taxonomy places the organism in Eukaryota, Metazoa, Arthropoda, Insecta, Lepidoptera, Noctuidae. Gene Ontology annotation, cellular component: nucleus. The record is from RefSeq and is a predicted model, not a curated record.
UCAGUAGCAUUCAAAGCGGCGCGCGAUUCGCACGCUGCGCAUGAGCACGCGUAUACGUACGGUAGUGAAAGUCGCGCGCGCAGGUUCCGCUACGAUUUCGUACGCCGACAUCUUCGUCUAGUUAUUCUGUUUGUUCGUUGCGCCAGUGCAACGGGGAAAGGAGGUGUUACGACAACGACUGAACUAAUUGAAUUGUGAUAUUUUAAAGUUUUCGAAGAAAUGUGUCCGAAAAUGAAGGAGCCGUAAUUGUGAUGUUACCUGCGUAAAGAGAACAAAGUGUGACAGUUAACGAUUACUAGUGAUUAACAAAAUGAGUGUUGAACCGACGCUGACUGAGUCGCCGGUGCCAUUGGCACUGACGCGGCUGCAGACGCGGCCUGGCCGGCUGCCCCGCGGGCUGCGCACGCAUCGCCCGAGUCUGCAACUCGCCAGCUUACAGGAAGCUGUUGAUGAGACUCCGAGACGAUACAGUGGAGAACCAUUCGCACCCGACACAGACGACGACGAGGCCUUCACUGACGAUGUCGUCACUGAGGAACCUUCACUAUCCACAUCAAACGGACGCAGGGCGUCCGAAGCUACUUUUGCAGAACGAUACAGACAAUUGUCAGACUUUGAUGGUCCUCCUCCGGAACCUCCACGACGAGCUUCAUUGGCUGUGCCAGUAGGUGCAGAAGGAUUUGGACCUAACGACAAAGGUCGUCGACGUUCUUGGGCAGCGAGGCUGCAAUUAGAACGCAAGAAAAGAAGGAAAUCAGGAGGCAACGAUACAGAUGAAGAUAGUGAUAGUCCUACUUAUGUCCGUCAAAAGAGACCCUCAUGGUGGAAUGUAUUCGUGCCUGAUAAUAUGCUGAAGAACAGGUCUAGGCGAGCUUCGCAGCAGCUGUCCAGGAGCGCAGAAAGCAUCGACCAGUCUUUCAAGAGGUCGAAAAGCCGUUCGGUUGACCAUGGCUUCUCGCCGCCCUUCGACUUGGACGCGCUGCGCUCGAAGGUCGAAGGCAGAUUUGAUGCCGUGCACAGAGAUGAAGACGAGCACGCCAAGAGACUACCACCACCUCCACCGAUCAAAACGAUGACUUACACGGUACGCGACCGGGACACCCUGACAUCGCUAGCGGCGAGGUUCGACACCACCCCCUCGGAGCUGACCAAGCUGAACAGGCUCGCAACGCAGUUCAUCUUCCCGGGACAGACGCUGCUGGUUCCCGAUAAACGGAAAGAUGGCGAUAAAGACUCUGAUGGGCCGUCAGAGAGCGGUGAUAACACAUCUGAGUCAACACAGGGGCCACCGAGCGAGCCCGCACAAGAAAAAGAAAUACUGGACAGCUUGCGGCCAGGGUCCCCCGAGGCACCCACAAGCAGCUGCGCGCCCCAGCGUUUCCUCAAGAUCAACGUGCGACACAUCACCGAUGGACAGGGCGUGGUAUCCGGAGUUCUGCUGGUGACGCCUAACGCGGUGAUGUUCGACCCGAACGUGUCGGACACGCUAGUGAUGGAGCACGGGCCCGAGUCGUACGGCGUCAUCGCCCCCAUGGAGUACGUCGUCAACGCCGCCAUCUUCUACGACAUCGCGCACAUGCGCACGCACGGACCCGACCAUAACACGCACAAAGCCGAGCAGGCCGAGAUCUACUACAUGAAUAAGACAGAACUGUCACCAGGAAAGGACUCACUUCUAGUCAAAGAUGAAACAUUCCCGGAGCUGCAGGCGGCGACGGGUGAGAGCGCGGACGGUGAGUCCGCCGCGGACCCGCGCCCCGGGGACGAGGCGGAGGACCGCGGGGGCGCCGCCUUCCCCAAGGCAUUCGAUAGGGAACUCGUCACGCCUACUGCCCUGCAGCAACAGUCGACUGAGGACAGGCGAAAAUCAUUACUGGACCAACACUGGGCCAUUCCGAGCAAAGACAGGAUGUCCAUCGAUCAAGGAAGUGAGAUAUCAUCUACGGCGGACGCCGGAAAGGAAGAAAGCACGGGUCCUGAGCCGGAGGCGGGUGACAGUAUCGCGGCCGCAGAUGGAUCCGAGGCCGGGGACGCGCCCGAUCAGGACGCACAACAUCUGGUCAAGCUGUCCUACCAUGACUCCGGCAUCGACAUUCGUGACCCAUUGCUGCAUGUUACACCUGCUAAUUCUAAAAAAGUGUACAGCGACGCGGACAUCGUGCUGUCGGCGGAGUGGGUGCCGCCGGUGUGCCUGGCGCGCGGCGAGCCGCCGCUGUCGGCGCCGCCGCACAGCGACGCGGAGCGCGCGCGCAAGACGCAGGCCGUCUCCUUCUCGCUCGACAACGCCGCCGGCAAGGACGAUGCUAAACCUGAUAAGAAGAAUAAGAUGCUGAAGCGUCUCUCGUACCCUCUCUCGUGGGUGGAAGGUCUGACGGGCGAGGGCGGUGCGCAGGGCUCCCAGAGCGACUCCCUGCCCACGUCCGCCGACAGCCACAACUCUACCAGCGUCUUCUCUAAAGUAUUCAACAGCUCACCAAUGAAUCUCGUGGAGUUCGGUACUGGUUUGUUCCUGAGUAAAACCCCGUCUGAAGAGGCGCCCCAGGACGUGUUUUCUACUUCGGGACGCAGUUCCCUGGGCGGAUUCGGUCGCUCGCAUACGAAGUCUACCAGCAGCGCCGGCAGCGCGCCGCCACCGCGUCUCGACUACCGCAGCAUGGUCUCUGUCGAUGACAUGCCGGACCUGUUCGCAUCAUUUGAUAAGCUAAUUCCCCGACCGGCACGACCAAGUGACGACCCGCCUCUAUACCUGCGCCUACGCAUGGGCAAGCCCAUCGGCCGUCCACUCCCGCGCACCACCCCACUGAUGUCUUACGGACGCAAGCGCAUGAAGCCCGAGUACUGGUUCGGAGUGCCCAGGAACAGGGUGGAUGACCUAUUCAAGUUCCUAACCCACUGGGUGCCGGACCGAUACGGUCCUCUCGGUGACGUCAGCGCUCAGGGCUACGAGCUCAUUGACAGCGACACCGAAUGGGAUGACGAUGAGGCUAAACCUGGACAUAAAGACGAGCGGACUGGCAGCACGGGCGACGUGUCGGACCUGACGCGCGAGUCCUGGGAGCUGCUGAAGGCGCCCUACGUGAAAAUAUAUUCGAUUAUGAAGAGCCAGGCAGAGGCGCUGGGCGACUCGCUCGGCGAGGAGCCGCGCCAGGAGGUGCUGUCGAUGAGCGAUGAGCUUCGUCGCGCGCUGUACUCGUCGGGCGCCUCCAUCGAUAUGGAGUUCUCCCCGCCCGACCUCAUCGGCACCUCGGAGAUAUUCACUAUGGAACACAGAGAGAAGCUGUGCUCGGUGCUACCGGCGCGUGCACAGGGCUACAUGUGGCAGCUGGCGUUCAGUACGAGCCAGCACGGGUUCUCGCUGGCCUCCAUGUACCGCAAGAUGCAGCGCGUCGACAGCCCCGUCCUGCUCGUCAUACAGGACACAGACAACAACGUGUUCGGUGCUCUGACAUCAUGCGCGUUGCACCCAUCGGAGCACUUCUACGGCACGGGCGAGUCGCUGCUGUUCGCCUUCCAGUGCAGCGGCGAGGAGGCGCGCCGGCAGUCGCAGGCAGCCAUCGAGGCCGCCAAGGACAAGGACAACAAAGACGACGCAACCAAGGAUGAAAAAGAAGAUCACCCACCACCUGUCAAAACCAAGUUCAAGUACUGGGGCUGGACCGGGGACAACAUGUACUUUAUACGCGGCAGCAACGAUAACAUAUCUAUUGGAGCUGGAGAUGGCAAGUUCGGUCUUUGGCUGGACGGCGACCUGUACCUGGGGCGCACGCAGCGCUGCAAGACGUACGGCAACGAGCCGCUGAGCACGCGCGAGGACUUCAUCGUGAAGAUCAUGGAGUGCUGGACCUUCAUCUGAGCGGCGCGGCGCCACAGCCCCUCGCCGGACUCGCCGCACGCGCCGGACGCUAUGCGCUCCACGUUUCUACUUUCAAAUCAAAAAUAAGCUUUAGAUUAUCUUAUGAAAUUUGCUACGAAGAUUUGACACUUUUACAAGUCAGUCUUUUCGACUUUAGUACCGAUGAGUCUGAAAACGAUUUUGUACUCGCAUUGUGACUCGAAACGUAGCGGCGCAGAUCACCACCGAUCGGCCGAUAUGAAGACAAUAUUAUAAACGUCUACGCGCAUUUCUAGUCAAAUGUACUGAAACCUGACCAAUGUUUUCAUCCUCUCCGAAUUUAGAGGCGUGUUCGGAUACGAGUGCCGCCGCUCGGGCGCGGGCCGCUGUCGCCCGCGACUCUGCUGAGCAAGUGCAUUAAUCCUAGUCAAUUGUCAUUUGUAUGUAAGUGGGAGCUCUCCGCUGCCGGGGGCUCCGGGGGCUCCGGGACGGCGAUAUCUGUUGCGGCAACUCGGGCGCCGCGGUCGGUCGCAGGCCACCGCCGUUCGCCCGGACAGUCCGAUAAUUAUUACGUGUCAAUUCAUACAAUUAAUAUUGUGCAUUGUUGUUAAGGAAAUUAAAAGCAUAUUUGUAACUAUAAAAAUCUGUAUGUUAUGUAGAACUUUAUAUAUUAACGAAUCAAUCAUUACCUACAUGUUUAGAGGCCGACUUAUUGGCGUGUCCAGUACCGAGGCAUUGUGACACAUUUCAUUUCAUAAGUGAUUCUGGUUCAUUCAUGACUUAUCGUUAGAGGCAGCUCGAUCGUGUUCGGCAGGGCACGCAGUAGUAGUAUGUGGUCCUUGCCCAAGUAACGAGCGUAGAGCCUCAAGCCACUAUGUGUAGCCCGCGCAAGGGUCGGUGACACUGUCAGUAUAAAUAUUUUAUUUAUUUACUAUUUGUGUAGGUUUUGUAUGUUAUGUUGUCGUGUCUGAUUGUAUUGAGUCAUAAUAUUAAGUUAGUGAGCAUAAUUAUGUUACACUUGUACUGUGAUUUGAUUAUUAUGGUUGCAUUUUUAACUUAUUGGAGCGUUGUCACGGAUUACAUUAACAUAUUAUUCACAUACCAUACUGGUGGAGACUUAGUGAAUAUCUAACAUAUCUUCAUCCAUGUCACACGUUUAUAUGAAUGUUUAUGAUAGACACAAUACGAACACGCAAAUAAAAUAGUCUACAAUAAACCAUAGAUUAUUUUUGUGAUGUGACGCUUCAGUACAGAGAUGAGUAGCCAAUAUAUGAAUAUUAUUAAAUUAAAUAGAAAAAAAAAUCUUAAAUAGAUAUCUUAGAAUGCUUGAUGAAUGUAAUCGUCAUUGUGCUUAGUAAUCGUUAGCAUGAUGUUACUCAGAUCUAUCUGGUCGUAUAACAUUAUUUAUUUGUCCUAUGUGUAAGCACGCGCUAGAGCCGUCGCGCCGCGCUGCGCAGGCGCAUCGCCCGCGCAUCUAUCUACUGCUAUGGCCGGUAUAAUGGCGCCGUCUUUUGGUUUUGUUUCAUAUGUCUACUGUAUAUACAAGAUAUUCCUAUGUGAGAUUAGAAAGAGAUAUAUAUUUUUGUGGAGACCACGCGAAGUAUUAACUUUUGUGUAUAUCGGAUGGUA